AUGGCGGACGGCAAGUACUUCUCGACAACAAAGAGGGGCGAGAUCCACGAGCUCAAGGAAGAGCUCGCCAGCCUCGAUAAAGGAAAGAAGAAGGAGGCGGUCAAGAAGGUGAUCGCCGCGAUGACCGUGGGCAAGGACGUCUCGAUGCUGUUCCCCGCAGUGGUGAACAACAUGCAGACUGAGGACCUGGAGCUCAAGAAGCUGGUGUAUCUGUAUUUGAUCAACUACGCCAAGACGCAGCCAGACCUGGCGAUUAUGGCCGUCAACACGUUUGUCAAGGCGCGCCGGGGCUCGCACGGGUCGUCAGCACAGUGCCGCGCCGGUGUCCAGCGUGCGCUUAGCCUGAUAGGCGUCCAGCAGUGGUCAGACUCCCAGGACCCCAACCCCCUGAUUCGGGCGCUGGCGGUGCGCACCAUGGGCUGCAUCCGCGUGGACAAGAUCACAGAGUACCUCUGCGACCCCCUGCAGCGCUGCCUCAAGGACGACGACCCCUACGUGCGCAAGACGGCGGCUGUGUGCGUGGCGAAGCUGUACGACAUCAGCGCAGAGCUGGUGGAGGAUCGCGGCUUCCUGGACAUGCUCAGGGAGAUGCUGUCUGACGCCAACCCGAUGGUGGUGGCCAACGCCAUCGCGGCGCUGUCUGAGAUCCAGGAGCAGGGCGGCCAGGAGGUGCUGCAGAUCACGCCCCACACGCUGUUCAAGCUGCUGGCGGCGCUGAACGAGUGCACAGAGUGGGGGCAGCUCGCCCUCUCCCCAAACAACAACGGGAAGGUGUUUAUCCUGGACUGCCUGGCGGGCUAUGACAUGUCAGACCCCAAGGACGCCGAGAAGAUCGCGGAGAGGGUGCUGCCGCGCCUGCAGCACGCCAACAGCGCGGUGGUGCUGUCCGCAGUCAAGGUGAUCAUGCGCGCCAUGGACGUCGUCCCCAGCGAGGACCUGGUCAAAGCGUGGUCGAAGAAGAUGGCGCCCCCCCUGGUGACGCUGCUGUCCAGCGAGCCCGAGGUGCAGUACGUGGCCCUCAGGAACAUCAACCUCAUCGUACAAAAGAGGCCCUCCAUCCUCGCGCACGAGGUCAAGGUGUUUUUCUGCAAGUACAACGACCCCCUGUACGUCAAGAUGGAGAAGCUGGAGGUCAUGAUACGCCUCGCCAACGACAAGAACAUCGACCAGGUCCUUCUUGAGCUGAAGGAGUAUGCCCAGGAGGUGGACGUGGACUUUGUGCGCAAGGCCGUGCGCGCCAUCGGGCGGUGCGCCGUGAGCCUGGAGGCCGCCGCGGAGCGCUGCAUCAACGUGCUGCUGGAGCUGAUCAAGUCAAAAGUCAACUACGUGGUGCAGGAGGCCGUCAUCGUCAUCAAGGACAUCUUCCGGCGCUACCCCAACCGCUACGAGUCCAUCAUCGCCACGCUGUGCGACAACCUCGAGAGCCUGGACGAGCCCGAGGCUAAGGCAUCCAUGAUCUGGAUCAUCGGUGAGUAUGCGGAGCGCAUUGACAACGCUGACGAGCUGCUGGAGACCUUCCUCGAGACCUUCCCCGAGGAGACGGCCCCGGUGCAGCUGCAGCUGCUCACGGCCACAGUCAAGCUCUUCCUCAAGAAGCCGACAGAGUCUGCGCAGCGCAUGAUCCAGCUGGUGCUGAGCGCAGCCACCACGGAGACAGACAACCCCGACCUCAGGGACAGGGCCUACGUCUACUGGAGGCUGCUCAGCACAGACCCAGAGGUGGGGGGCCCGCAGGAACGGACGAUUUUGGCCCGCGGCAG
Molecule: messenger RNA, 1760 nt
Organism: Monoraphidium neglectum
Lineage: Eukaryota; Viridiplantae; Chlorophyta; Chlorophyceae; Sphaeropleales; Selenastraceae
Product: AP-1 complex subunit beta-1
Exons: 13
Biological process (GO): intracellular protein transport; vesicle-mediated transport
Cellular component (GO): membrane coat
Molecular function (GO): clathrin binding
Source: RefSeq, a predicted model, not a curated record